UCAGAGUCAGACUCAGUUCCCUCCAGGCAGCCUCUCAAUCCGCUUCUGUUCAGGGCCAAACCAUGGCGGAAGAGGAAGCGAACGCUAACGAUGACGCCGACAUGAGCACGCAAUUCGGGCAGGGGGUCCGCGGUCGCAAGGGUGCCCUCAAGAAGAAAAACGUCUACAACGUUAAAGGUCACAAAUUCAUUCCGAGGUUCUUCAAACAGCCGACCUUUUGCAGCCACUGCAAGGACUUUAUAUGGGGUUUCGGCAAACAGGGAUUCCAAUGCCAAGUAUGCAGUUUCGUGGUCCACAAGCGGUGUCACGAAUACGUCUCCUUCACAUGCCCUGGAGCCGACAAAGGGCCAGAUUCUGAUGCCGAGAUCUCCAAACAUAAGUUCGAGAUGUACACAUACUUGGCGCCCACGUUCUGCGACCACUGCGGAUCAAUGCUCCACGGGCUCACAUCGCAGGGAUUGAAAUGUUCAGCAUGUGACAUGAAUGUGCACAAACGGUGCAAAGAAAGUGUACCCAACUUAUGCGGCUGUGACCACACUGAAAGGAGAGGGAGGAUGGAACUCAAAAUCACCUGUGUGAGCAACAAACUUAGCAUCGAAGUUCGUCAAGGUAAAAACCUAAUUCCAAUGGACCCGAACGGGCUCUCGGAUCCCUACGUGAAACUUAAGCUCAUUCCAGACGCAGACAACGUCAAGAAAAAAACAAAAACAAUUCGAUCUUCACUCAACCCUGUCUGGAAUGAAACUCUCACCUUCGAAUUGAAGCCUGAGGACAAAGACAGGAGGCUUCUCAUCGAGGUUUGGGAUUGGGAUAGAACAUCUAGAAAUGACUUCAUGGGCUCUCUGUCCUUUGGCAUUUCUGAACUAAUCAAGGCCCCUGUCGAAGGUUGGUUUAAACUCUUGACACAAGAAGAGGGUGAAUUCUACAACGUCCCCGUGCCUGAGGAAGGUGCAGACCUUGCACAGCUGAAAUCUCAGAUGAGAGAGUCCCCUAUUAAGAAGGGACCUAAAAGUCAGAUGCGCCAUUCGACUUCACUCACAAAAAAAGCUCCUGUUAUGACAGACAAAGAUGUUCCUCACAACAUGAAUAAAAAAGAUGUUAUCCGAGCAUCAGACUUCAACUUUUUGAUGGUACUAGGAAAAGGAAGUUUCGGCAAGGUCAUGUUAGCAGAGCGAAAAGGAACUGAUGAGCUUUAUGCGAUAAAAAUUCUAAAAAAAGACAUAAUCAUACAAGACGAUGAUGUGGAGUGCACAAUGGUUGAAAAACGUGUUCUAGCACUUUCACAAAAGCCACCGUUUUUAGUUCAAUUACAUUCCUGUUUUCAAACAAUGGAUCGGCUUUAUUUUGUUAUGGAAUAUGUUAAUGGAGGAGAUCUGAUGUUUCAAAUUCAGCAGUGUGGAAAAUUCAAGGAACCAGUUGCAGUAUUUUAUUCAGCAGAAAUUGCCAUUGGACUGUUUUACCUUCAUGUGAGAGGUAUUAUAUACAGAGAUCUCAAGUUGGACAAUGUCCUUCUGGACCAGGACGGACAUAUUAAGAUAGCAGAUUUUGGCAUGUGCAAAGAAGGCAUUACUGGCGACAAGACAACCAAAACUUUCUGUGGCACGCCAGAUUACAUUGCCCCUGAAAUAAUUCUUUAUCAGCCAUAUGGUAAAUCAGUAGACUGGUGGGCAUAUGGUGUCCUGCUGUAUGAAAUGUUGGUUGGGCAACCGCCCUUUGAUGGUGAAGAUGAAGAGGAACUUUUUGCUGCCAUUACAGAUCAUAGUGUUAGCUACCCUAAAGGCUUGUCCAAAGAAGCUAAGGAAGCUUGCAAGGGGUUUUUAACAAAAAAUCCUAGCAAACGACUCGGGUGUGGGCUAAGGGGCGAAGAAGAUGUCCGUGGUCACUCCUUUUUCAGAAGAAUAGACUGGGAAAGGAUCGAAGCAAGAGAAGUUCAGCCUCCAUUUAAGCCGAAAAUUAAACACCGAAAGGAUGUGAGCAAUUUCGACAAACAGUUCACUUCUGAGAAGACAGAUCUGACACCAACUGACAAGCUUUUUAUGAUGAAUUUGGACCAGACCGAGUUCAUGGGCUUCUCUUAUCUCAAUCCCGAAUUCAUCCAACAUGUCUAAAUAACAGGAUUUUGUCUCCCAUGUCUUCCCACAUUCCUCAUUCAUCAGAAACCAACUGUAUUUUCACAUUUUUCAGGUAUAAUGGAAAAAGAAAUGUAGGAAAGAGAUGGGGUGAUGACACAGUUGUGAUUACAAUCAGUGAGAAAUGUAAACAGAGCAUGAGUCAUUUAGAUAUGCAAUGCUGAGGGUAAUGUAGAUUUGUUUCUCUAAAUGUAACAUUCAGGUGUAAUUUUUCUUUCAAUUUCAUCUUAUUGAAGAAGAAAAAAAAGACAAAACUUUUCACUUAUUUUAUAUUUUUAAAACUGUUAGGCCCUUGUUAGUAAAACUUAAUAUAUCUUUUAAUACAAUUCAUAUUUUUUAGAAGUUUUAGGCAUCACUGUAUUUUAUCUCUUCUUUAAAAAAAAAGUAAAUAAAUGAAAAAAAGUAACAAGAAAAAAUGAAAUAAUUUAUCUAAGUGCAAUACAAUAUUUUAUUGCUUUAAAGGAUUACCAAUAAAAAUUUGUGAAAUUGUUAUAAAUUCUGUUAUUUAAUGGUUGAUUAUUAGUGAUAAUAAAUGUAAAUAAAUAUAUAUGACAAACAUAAAUUAAUA
Molecule: messenger RNA, 2697 nt
Organism: Cimex lectularius (bed bug)
Lineage: Eukaryota; Metazoa; Arthropoda; Insecta; Hemiptera; Cimicidae
Gene: Pkc53E
Product: protein kinase C, brain isozyme
Exons: 16
Coding region: 63-2108 (681 amino acids)
Biological process (GO): protein phosphorylation
Molecular function (GO): ATP binding; zinc ion binding; diacylglycerol-dependent serine/threonine kinase activity
Source: RefSeq, a predicted model, not a curated record